Molecule: messenger RNA, 3500 nt
Organism: Panicum hallii
Lineage: Eukaryota; Viridiplantae; Streptophyta; Magnoliopsida; Poales; Poaceae
Product: polygalacturonase ADPG2-like
Exons: 9
Coding region: 1704-3359 (551 amino acids)
Biological process (GO): fruit dehiscence; pectin catabolic process; anther dehiscence
Molecular function (GO): polygalacturonase activity
Source: RefSeq, a predicted model, not a curated record
GGCGAUCCUGCUUGGAAUAUUAGGUUAGGGAGAUGCGGCGGCAGAUGGAGGUAACAAGCGCAUGGACCGGUCAAAAGAAGACAAAGAUCCAAAGCACACCGACCUCCGCCUCCGGGGAUAUCGGCGAGGCCGAAGAAGAGGGUGACGCUGUUCUGCCAUGAUUAUUGCCAAAGAACGGCCGGAGCAACUCGAAGGCCUUGAUUGGGGCCAGGAUGAACUCGACGAGAAGAUCGAUUGGUAUCUUCAGCAGUUGAACCGUGACCUCCCCGAUAACGACGACGAUCGUUUCUGGGUUCACUGCGAUGACAAACAGCGCCGGGAGAUGAACCAACGGCUCGCCUUGUGCCGGAUCAGAGCUCAUGAGAUAAAGGAUGAAUGUCGGGAAAUUGACGUAGCAAAUCUGAAAGCGAUCUACCCACCGAAUGUUCUUGAAGACAACGGGGGGAGUAUGAGGAGUGGGAAGAUUACCGAAAAGCCUGUAGUACGCUUGAGGGUGACCAAGAAUUUGUCCAGUUAUGGGAAAAGUUACUAAGUAACACUAAGUUCUGCAUGAUGUGACCAAUUGCAAAAUUCUAGUCAUAUGUUGUCAUGGUCUGAUUGCCCUUUAUGGCAUGCACGGUUGAUGGAUUUCUUCCUUACAGACAACUCAUGUAAGGUAAACAUCCCAAAAUUGUCUGUUGUGAUAAAUCAGCGUUGUUUAUUGUAAUGUAUUUGAUGCUAUGAAGUUUCACACGUCACGUCCUUAAGCUGUUUGUUGUUUAGCGUUCAAAAAUUGAGAGUUUGGAAGAAGGUUGCUAAGCAAAAGAUGAAUUUUAAAGAGGCUUUGAAGGAAGUGUAUUAUGAAGGAAAGUAUACCUUGUUUAGAUUUGAAUGGAAAUCUGAGUUUGAGAACGAUGAUCCGACUCCUGGCCCUGUGGAGCAUCUCGUAUGUCACCCUUCUUCAAAGAUGCUGAAAAGAAGGUGCUGCUUAUCAGUUGAUCAUGGAAGCUGUCAAAAAAUUUGUUCCAAAACGGAAGACAUAUUACGAUUGUGCCGAAAAGAAGUUGGGCAUUGCAAAAGAAAUCGGCUUGAUCCCCUUCAGCCCCUGCAAAAGUUCUACGUGACAGAACAAUUCAGAGGUCACAGGCUCACAGCACAUGAAGCAGGGGUGAGCCCUGUUAUUGCCAUGUAAAGGAUAAGAAACUGCUGGCAAUUGCAGUUGAUGUAUAGUUUCUACACUGGAUCCAGUGUUUACUUCGUUCCCAGUAUUGACUAAUAAUGUAGUAUGCUUAUGGCAUGCCCUACCAAACUUGUAGCAGUGAAACAUUGCAGUUAAACUUAUUGUCAGCUCUUGGAACUGUGUCGUCAAAGAAAUCCUUCCUAUUAGGUCCCAGCCUCUCAGGUCACUUGAAUCAGGCCGGUGUGCCGAACCACUGGAGUGUGGAGAGCGUCCACUGCCCAGUACGCUGUACGGGAGGCGGGCAGGCAACGGCUCAAGUUUUGCUGCCAUCUGCGUUGCUCUGGAAGUUGUUCUUGUUUUUUGCCCCCACAACCUGCGCACAUGGGCAUGGCGACGCAUCGAUCACCUGCGUGCACACUCCAAAUUCCGGAACUCGCAUCUGCCAACCUAACUCUCCCGCGUUACUCUUCUUCGCAAGCAACGCAACCACCCCUCGCCUCGCCUUACCUCUCCCAGAUUCCAUGGCUCUAGCUCCCGCGCAUAUAUGCCAUGGGCGUGCUCCUUGGUCACCACGCCAUCCAGCAAUCCAACGCGAAAGCAAAGCAACAAGCAGAGCAACUGCGUUCGCUGGCACAAGCUAGCUCUGCCGCCAAUGGCGUCGCCGCGUCUUGUGCUCGUGGCGCCUCUCCUCGCGCUGCUCGUCGUGUCCGCCGGCGCGCUAGAGUCCGCGGGCGGCACGACGACCAAUGGCACCUCGGCCGACGGCGCGAGCUCCCUGGCCAGCUCUGCCGAUGGAGCCGACGCCGGGAUCGGGGACGGGCCGCUGGGCUCGUCGGGGACGCAGGGCGUGUUCACCCUCGACCGCUACGGUGGCGACGCGCUCGCCGCUCUGACACUGGCGUCGCGUCUCGUGUUCGCGGCGCCUCUCCUCGCGUGGCUCUUCGCGCCCGGCGCUCUAGAGGCCCCGGGCACGACCAACGGCACCUCCGUCGACGGAGCCGCCGCCGGGACCAGGGCCAGGCCGCUGGGCUCGAGCGUGUUCGCCCUCGACCGCUACGGCGCCCGCGGCGACGGGAGGCACGACGACACGCAGGCGCUCGCCAGGGCGUGGAAGGCGGCGUGCGCCUCGCCGCGGCCGGCCGUCGUGCUCGUCCCCGGUGGCAGGCGAUACCUGCUCAAGCUCGUCACCCUCCACGGCCCGUGCAGGUCCGGCGUCACGCUCGCGGUGAAGGGCACGCUGGUGGCGUCGCCGAACAGGGCGGACUGGAGCGACAGGGACAGGAGGCUCUGGAUCGUGUUCAGGAGCGUCAGCAAGCUCACCAUCAAUGGUGGCGGGACCAUCGACGGCAACGGCAACAAGUGGUGGCCGCACUCGUGCAAGAUCAACAAGGCUCUCCCGUGCAAGGAGGCUCCAACCGCGCUCUCGUUCCACUUCUGCACGAAUUUGAGGGUGGAGGAUCUGAAAAUUGUCAACAGCCAGCAAAUCCACGUGUCGGUGGAAGACUGCACCAAUGUGCAGCUGGCACGUUUGUCUAUCACUGCUCCUGACACGAGCCCAAACACCGACGGCAUCCACAUCACUCGAAGCAAAGACGUGAAGGUCACGGACUGCAAGAUCAAGACUGGAGAUGAUUGCAUAUCAAUUGAGCACGGGACGCAUAAUCUUCAUGUCUCGAAAGUUGUGUGCGGACCAGGGCACGGAAUCAGCAUAGGAAGCUUAGGAGAUGACAACUCCAGAGCUGAAGUCUCCGGGAUUAACAUAGACACAGUGCAGUUAUACGGCACAACCAAUGGAGCACGGAUCAAGACGUACCAGGGAGGAAGCGGGUAUGCCAAGGACAUCACAUUCCAAAACAUGAUCAUGUACAGCGUCAAGAACCCGAUAAUCAUCGAUCAGAACUAUUGCGACAAGAAUAACCCAUGCAAAGAACAGAGAUCAGCAGUGGAGGUUAGUAAUGUGGUAUUCAAGAACAUUAGGGGGACAACAAUUACCGAGGACGCCAUUAAGCUGAAGUGCAGUAAGCAUGUCCCAUGCCAUGGCAUUACCUUGCAGAACAUUGACCUGAAGAUGCAGGGCGGCAAGGGCGCCACAGAAAGCACCUGCCAGAAUGCAAAAUGGAGGAGAUCGGGGACCGUUAUCCCACAGCCUUGCACUGCCAAAAACUAUGAGUACGAGGGAUUGGAAUUGAGCAGCAUUUAAAAAGUCAGGGUAUGCAUAAUAAAGACGUAGUAAAAUGGCAGUGUUUGUUACUGUAUCUGCGAAUUGGUGGUUGUAAAAUUCCUGUAAAUUCUUCUUUACAAAGCAACAACAACUGAUUCUCCAGGGUUAAUGCAUUUGAUA